Periophthalmus magnuspinnatus is the source of this 767-nucleotide messenger RNA. RefSeq names its product leucine-rich repeat-containing protein 72. The coding region runs from base 115 to 723 and encodes 202 amino acids. The transcript has 5 exons. Lineage: Eukaryota; Metazoa; Chordata; Actinopteri; Gobiiformes; Gobiidae. The record is from RefSeq and is a predicted model, not a curated record.
AUUUAGUCUGUACGCAGUCGUUGUGGUUUGCAGGGAGACAUGCAACUUCUCUUCAGCUCGAGUUGGAUCAUGCCAUAAUCAUCUGACUGGGAGGUGGGCAGGAGAAGUGACUGGAUGUCAGACAUGGACCAGAACAACUCAGGGCCACAGGCUCAGCCCAAUUAUCAGUGGCUUUCUUUUGCCUACCAAAGCCUCACAGAGAUCCCCUAUGACUCCAUCCUAAUGCAGACUGAGACGCUAGAGGUCCUGGACUUAAGCUACAACUUGCUCCAGGAUCCCUAUUGGAACCCGGCUCUCCUGGGUCAUCUGGAGAAGCUCAGUACUUUGAUCCUGGAUUGUAACAACUACACGUCCCACGUCAAGUUCCCCUACAUGGACACACUCACCACCCUGUGCAUCAACAAGAACAAGAUCAACAACUUGCCUGUGUUUGUGGAGGAGGUCAGGAAGAAGUUCCCAAACAUUAAAAUUCUGAGUAUGAUGAACAAUGAGGCUGCCCCAAGUUAUUUCAACGGGGGAAGUCUGACACAGUACAAAGACUACAGGUUAUAUGUCAUCAGUCAAAUUCCAGGGUUGGAGAUCUUGGAUGACACAGAGGUAAUGGAGAAGGAGAGAAUUCAGGCCAGAAAAACGUAUCGACUUCACCGAGUGAGCUAUAGCAGCAAGAGGAGGAAGGAGGAACUGUCAAAGAAACACAUCAAGAAAUCAAAUUCUGUCAUCUGAUAUACUGCAUGAACAAAUGUUUUCAGUUUUUACAGUAUGGGAGA